Messenger RNA from Lasiodiplodia theobromae, 1446 nucleotides. RefSeq names its product Major facilitator superfamily transporter. The record is from RefSeq and is a predicted model, not a curated record. Gene Ontology annotation, biological process: transmembrane transport. Gene Ontology annotation, cellular component: membrane. Gene Ontology annotation, molecular function: transmembrane transporter activity. The transcript is spliced from 6 exons. The coding region runs from base 1 to 1446 and encodes 481 amino acids. Lineage: Eukaryota; Fungi; Ascomycota; Dothideomycetes; Botryosphaeriales; Botryosphaeriaceae.
AUGCUCCCCUCUUCUGAGAAGUGGUACCACAAAUGGUCAUGGUUUGAUGUGGACGCAACCAAAGCGGAGAAGAAGCUGCUCCUGAAGCAGGACUUCAUGAUCCUGACUUUCGGAUGCCUCACAUUCUUCACCAAAUUCCUUGACCUUCAAGCAUUCCAAAAUGCCUACGUUACCGGGAUGAAAGAAGAUGUGGGUAUGGAAGGAAAUGACCUUCAAUACACCACUGGUGUAUUCCAGGCCGGAUACUGCGCCAUGAUGAUUCCCGCCAAUUUGCUCCUCACCCGCGUUGCGCCGAACAUUUUCAUUCCUUUCUGCGAGGUCGUCUGGGGCUGCCUAACUCUGGCGACUGCUUUCGUGGACACGGUUGGCCACGUUUACGUGAUCCGUUUCUUCAGCGGUGUCUUCGAAACCGUUGCGUACCCGGGAGUCAUCUACUGCAUCGGCUGUUGGUACAAGAAAUCCGAAAUCUCCCGCCGGCUGUCCCUAUUCUACAUCGCCGGUCCAUUAGGAACCAUGUUCGCUGGCUACUUUCAGUCCGCCUGCUACACCAAUCUGAACGGCGUGCACGGCAUGGCCGGAUGGCGAUGGCUGUUCAUCGUUUGUGGUUGCCUGACCAUCCCCAUCGCCAUCUUCGGCGCCAUUGCCUUCCCCGCACGCCCGGACUCGCGCAAGCCCAGCCGCUGGCUCACCGACGCCGAGAUCGCCCUCGCGCGCGCGCGCCUCUCCUCCGACGGCAACGAAGCGCCCAAAGUCAAGCUGACCAAGGGCGUCAUCGCCAACGUCUUCAAGUCCUGGCGCUGGUACUGCUUCGUGCUGCUCUACAUCGUCUUCAACCAGGCCAUGAUCACCAACGGCCAGCCCUUCAGCCUGUACCUCAAGGCCCACGCCGACAGGUACUCGCCGAGCGAGAUCAACAACAUCCCGACCGGCCAGAGCGCAGUGUCCAUCGUCGCCGCCCUCGGCUUCUGCUACUGGGCUGACGCCAAGGGCAAUAGGUGGCUGCCGUCGCUGUGCAUCUGCCUUUGCAUGGUGUUUGGAAGCAUCUGCAUGGCCAUAUGGUAUAUCCCUGUCGGCCUGAAGUUGUUUGCGUUUUACAUCGCUGGCUUGGGAGGCGCUCUGAACCCUCUCUUCAUGAGCUGGGCGUCUGAAGUGACAAUGCACUCUGCCGAAGAGCGGACGGUUGUUGUGGCAAGCAUGAACGCUUUUGGCCAGGCCUUGCUGGCGGGAUUGAACAUUGUGACUUUCCCAACUCCGCAGGCCCCGAGGUUCAAGUUCGGUUGGUGGUGGGUCAUGGCAAAUAACUUGGUUCAAGUCAUGCUUGUGCUUGGUAUUGUGUUCCUCCAUUCCCGGCAGAAACGGCAGCAGAACCAGGUCUUCGAGGGUGUCGAAGUCGACGCCAGUGAUGAUGUCGAUGUGGAGUAUAGAGCAGAUGUAUUGAAGAAGUGA